UUAUCAUCAUAAUAAAAAACAACAAACAAAAAAAACAUUUUCAAAAGUUAAAUAAAGAUGGUUCUUUCAGCCAACAAUAAAGUGGAUGUGAUGGGACGUCCUGCACGUAGCCCAUUAAAUCGUAUCGAAUCACCAACUGGUUCAAUUAAAUCGAAUAACAGUGAUGAUACAACUGAUAAAGUAAGAUUGAAUGAUGAUUUAUUACAUAUGAUCAUUACCAAUAAUUUGAAAAAUAUCACUCAAACAUCAACAACAAUUAUAAAUAAACAAAAUUCUUUAACAACAAAAAAAUUACCGGAAAAUAAACGGAUCGAUGAUCAUUAUGUAAAAAACAAACAAUUCAAAAAUUAUAAUGAUAAUUUAAAUAUAAAUAAAUCUUUUAAUACAACACAGAACGGAUUCAAUACUGAUAACAUUAUUAAUUCGGAUAUUUCUGAUUAUAUGAAAAAGAAUAAUCAACGAAUGAAUAUAAAUAAUGGUAAUAAUUUGAUUAACGAUAGUGAUCCAAAAAAAACGAUGGCUGUUGGUGCUGGAAAUUUCAAUGUAAAUAAUAAAGAAAUGUCAACCAUGUUGGAUUCGAAUCGUGUCCGUAUGAUGUCCGUAUAUUUCAAUUAUUCAUCUAUUGUUUCACAUGCCAUUAAAGAUUGGUUCGAUGGAACUGUACGCGGUAAACUGGGAUCCGAACAAAUACUUUAUGAUAAUGUUUUACUUUUCGUUGCCUAUAUAUAUUGUGCUCGAAAUCUUAUGUUGGCAUUUAUUGAAGAUAUUGAACUUCGAGCAUGGUUAGGCGAAGGUGAACGUGUUCGUCCAUUUCGUCAAUUGAUUAUGGUAUUAACCAUAUGGUCAGUAUAUAUGGUUGCCAUACUACGAAACUUUCGUCCAAAUAUAUCACGUAAGCGACCAUUAUCAUGGUUAGAACCAUUUCGUGUUCUUCGUGGUGAAUCGACACCUAAAUCUUUUGGUCUAAGUGAACCGAUGUUAAAUUCCUGGUUUGAAUAUUCAAUAUCAAUGUGGCGUUUCUAUUUUGCUUUUGCUUUGAUGAUAUUGACAAUUGUUGUAUUGCAAACAUUGGGCAUGCUACGACAUCGAUGGAAUAGUUAUCAUGAUCCACAAUCAAAAAAUUGGUAUAAUAUUAUGUUACUUUUCUGGACGUUGGUACAGAUUUUCUGGGCAUUUUUGAUCAGCGCCUAUUCAUAUAUUUGUGUAGUUUUUUUCAACUCAUUAUGUUAUUAUUUCCGUAUCCGUUAUGAAAAGGUGAAUGAAGAUAUCGAAAUUAUCAUCAAUAAACGUUUGAAAGCAAAUGAACGUGUUGCAUUAUUACAUCAUAUUUUAGUUGAACAUAAUUCUUUAUGUUUGAAAGUAGCUGAAUAUAAUAAAUUCUGGUCAUCACAUCUUAUGUCCACUUAUUUCUUUUUGGUGGCUGUUAUUUGUUUCAGUUCAUUUCAGGCGUUUUUUACCGCCAAUCUUGUUAUCGUACGACUUUAUAUGUUUGGUGUGGCACUUUUAGCCGGUUAUAUUAUUACUCGAAUAUCGGUUUCGGCUGCAAUCAUGUCAAAUAGGGCACAUGAGCCAUAUGGAAGGUUGAUUCGAGUAACGUUUGAAAAAUAUCCUGUAGAAUUACAGAUUCAGCUACGUAUGUUUAUUCAACGAACAUCUGGACCAACUAUCGGAUUCUAUUGUUUAGAUGUGUUUGAAAUUACUUAUACAACAUAUGCUAGCAUAUUGGCAGCAUUGGGACAAAAUUUCUUGCUUAUUGUCGAUUUUGUACGAUCAUAUGCCGAAGUUGGUAAAGAAUUUGAAGAGAUAUCAUUCUCCGAUCUAAAUAUGCUAACCGGUAGCGUAUUCAAUUCAACAUUGGAUGUAUUGGAUGAAAUGGCUGGUACUCAUCUUUCAGAAACAUUACAUUCAAAUAUUUCAUUCGUACCAUUCUAAAAAAUUAUUGACAAAAAAAAACACAAAUAUAUUCACAUUCAUUAUAUUCAUUAUUAUUGAUUAAUCAUAAUUAUAUUUAGAUAAACAAUUUAUAUAGAGAAAUUCUUUCACACAAUGGUAGAUUAAAGAUACACCAAAAAAAAAUAU
This is a messenger RNA of Dermatophagoides pteronyssinus (European house dust mite), 2079 nucleotides long. RefSeq lists its product as uncharacterized. Lineage: Eukaryota; Metazoa; Arthropoda; Arachnida; Sarcoptiformes; Pyroglyphidae. The record is from RefSeq and is a predicted model, not a curated record.